UAUAUAUAUUGUACCAUCCUUGGUUCUGUUUGGGGCUGAUUUUUGUUAAUUUUUGGGAAUAUGGUUGGGGAAAUGGAAACGAAGGAGAAACCGAAGCCUACCCCAGACUAUCUCAUGCAGCUCAUGAAUGAUAAGAAACUGAUGAGCAGCCUACCCAACUUCUGCGGAAUUUUUAACCACCUCGAACGGCUGCUUGAUGAAGAGAUCAGCCGUGUACGGAAGGACAUGUACAACGACACGCUAAACGGCAGCACAGAGAAGCGGAGCAGUGAGCUCCCAGACGCAGUGGGCCCCAUGGUGCAGCUCCAGGAGAAACUAUUUGUGCCUGUGAAAGAGUACCCCGAUUUUAACUUUGUGGGCCGUAUCCUGGGACCACGGGGGCUGACAGCCAAGCAGCUGGAGGCAGAGACAGGAUGUAAAAUCAUGGUGCGCGGAAAAGGCUCCAUGAGGGACAAGAAGAAGGAAGAGCAGAACCGCGGCAAACCCAACUGGGAGCACCUCAACGAGGACCUGCAUGUCCUGAUCACAGUGGAGGACGCACAGAACCGCGCUGAGAUUAAGCUGAAGCGGGCUGUGGACGAGGUCAACAAACUACUGGUGCCUGCGGCGGAGGGAGAGGACAGCCUGAAGAAGAUGCAGCUGAUGGAGCUGGCCAUCCUCAACGGCACCUACCGAGACGCCAACAUCAAGUCACCAGCCCUUGCCUUCUCUCUUGCAGCGAACGCCCAGGCGCCCCGCAUCAUCGCCGGCCCCGCCCCCAUGCCCCAGAACGCCCUGCGCACUUCCACCCCGGCCGGCCCCACCCUAAUGCCCCUGAUCCGACAGAUCCAGACCUGCAUGCCCAACGGCUCGCCCCACCCGGGCGUCAUGACCCAAGGUCCCGAGUCGGGCCUCAUAUACGCGUCGCCGUACGAUUACCCCUACACGCUGGCCCCUGCCACCUCCAUCCUGGAGUACCCCAUCGACUCCAGCGGGGUGUUAGCGUCCUCAAAGGCCGAAGAGCUGCCCCUCUACCUGGGGUUUCAGACCUGUCACUUUCCCAUCACUGUGCAGCGAGGAGAGCCCUGCAACCGGCCUCCCUUUUAAAGAAACGUCCCUUCCCUCCCUCUUUCCCUCCACCCCCUCAAACAACACACACCCACCUCCUCAUCUCCCUCCUCCCUCCCCGCCACCACACGCUGGACUGGUUGAGGAUUGGCCCUCUCUGAGCAACCACAAGCCACAAGGGGAAGCCUCGGCCCUUCCUCUUUUAAUGUCUGUUCAAAGUGACGUGUGUGUUACUGAUCAACUCUUUUUGAUUUCCUGUCCUGAUGAUGAUGAUAAUGAUGAUAUAUUUGUGUAUGAUGAUGAGGGAGAACUGAGCUCCACCUUGCUGCAGACCCCCCUUGGGGGCGCCCCCCUCUCUCUGGGUGUGGCUUGGGGGCGUCCUGAGGGGUAACAUGAGGACAGUGAGGGGUCAGAGGGGGUCGACAGAGAGGGCUUGCGGAGCCAAUGGGGGAGAUGGUGUGUGUUGGCGAUGGGGCACCUGCAGUUAAAGCGUCUAGGCUUGACAGGCUUUAUUCACAAAGGGAUUUUAGGACAUUCUGUCCCGACACUGACAGUCUUAACUUCACUCUCAUGAAAAAUAUUCACAGAAUGAGACUUUCAGCUCAAGUGUAGCCCAAACGACAGUCAGUGAGUGAACAACAUAGCCCUUUUGUACAACGCAUUUUUGCAUGGACUCAAACGGAGUGUCCUAAAAUGGCUUCGGGAAUAGAGGCCUGGUAGUGUCUUGCUUCUCAAAGGACAGGAAUUCCUGCCACUAAUUCACCGUUCCCUUCCUUUAUUCAAUAGGUGUGGCUUUCCCCACGAAAGGCUAAAAGAGUUUCACGGAUCCUUACUGAGCCCCUCAUCCGAUCACACAUGUGCUUUUGUUUCACAGCUGCCUUGAGUGUAAUGAACCAAGAUCCGGGCAUAUAGCAGACAGGCAGACAGGCAGACAGACAGACAGACAGACAGACAGACAGACAGACAGACAGACAGACAGACAGACACAGGCAGGCAGGCAGGCAGGCAGGCAGGCAGACACAGGCAGGCAGGCAGACACAGGCAGGCAGGCAGACACAGGCAGGCAGGCAGACACAGGCAGGCAGACAGACACAGGCAGGCAGGCAGACACAGGCAGGCAGACACAGGCAGGCAGACAGGCAGACACAGGCAGGCAGACAGACACAGGCAGGCAGGCAGACAGACACAGGCAGGCAGGCAGACAGACAGACAGGCAGACAGGCAGGCAGGCAGGCAGGCAGGCAGGCAGACAGACAGGCAGGCAGGCAGGCAGGCAGGCAGACAGACAGACAGACAGACAGACAGACAGACAGACAGACAGACAGACAGACAGACAGACAGACAGACAGACAGACAGACAGACAGACAGACAGACAGACAGACAGACAGACAGACAGACAGACAGACAGACAGGCACAGACAGACAGACUGGCAGGCUCCCUCACUACUGAUGUUUACACCGGCCAAACCUCCCUGAAGAGGCACGGGCCUUAACGCCAUGCAUUAUGUGUGAGUGUGUAUGUGCAUCCUGUACACACAUUCAUAGAAGUAUAUUUUCGCAGACCUACGGUAUGCGACUGUUCCACUGACUGCUAUGUCUGGGAUUGAAAACCUAUACAAUACUGUCACGCUUUACUAAUCACUUAAUUCAUUGCCUUUUUUUUCUACCUAUUCUUUUUAUUUUUUAUUUUAUAAGAGAUGUUCAUUUUUUUUACUACUGCAAAUGUGCCUAAAAGCUUUCAUCUCUGGGCUUUAACCAGAGAGUGAGUGAUCAGUAUUAUAUUUAAAACGAAUAACUGAAGAGAUGCACUUCCUGAUGCUCAACCUGAGAUUAUGUGACUAGUAAAGCUCCCCUGUGUGUGUGUGUGUGUGUGUGUGUGUGUGUGUGUGUGUGUGUGUGUGUGUGUGUGUGUGUGUGUGUGUGUGUGUGUGUGUGUGUGUGUGUGUGUGUGUGUGUGUGUGUGUGUGUGUGUGUGUGUGUGUGUGUGUGUGCAUAAAUGCCUAAUUCCUGCAAAUUUGUAACAAGGACUCAAGAAAACAAUGGAUCCUUACAGUCAAGGUUACUCCAUAGUCACAAAUGCUACUAUGUCCAAGAUUUCUCCUUGUUACGAUGAAGUAUAUGAGUAUAAUUUGUGCCUUAACAUGUAUUUCUAAAGAUUUUUUCCUAAUUGUGUUACGUGUUUGGUCGUAUAAACCUUGAUGAUAUGACGAAUUGACUUGAUGGAAACGGCGAAGGAGGAAAUGACCUAAUCCUUGUUUUGGUCAUGUUGUUGCAAUCCGAGCAGGUGCAGUGACUACUAAGAUUCGAAGGCACGAACUGCGGGUCCAUCCUUACCAAAGGAUAGUGACCGCAGACCGAGGUUAGUUUAGCUCUUAUGCAUUUGUGUUUUAUUGCCAAUGCCUGCUCACUGUUGGUCCUGAUCUGUUUUGCAACAUGUACAAAUUGUUCAGCUAGUCGUUCCGGUUUGUGAUGUGAUGCAGCAUACUGCGCACCCUUCCUCGUCGUGGCCUCUAAGAAACAUUUAUUUGGAAUACAUUUGUUCUCAGAGUGCGUACGUGGAGGGCUGUACAAGGUGAUUCUGAGAACUAGUGACCACAACACAUUGGCCGAAUGAUGCUUUUGCAAUCUCGGUAGAGACACAAACAUACACACCUGCGUUUAAAAAAAACAAAAAACUACUCCACUCUAUUAUUUCGAUGACUUUAUGAAUCUGACAUGAUGUCGAUGACAAAUAAUGGACGAUACCCCUUUUAUUAAAAAAGAAGAUCAAAUGACCUGUAUUUUAGUUUCCCCCCUCCGUUCAACGAGGAGGUUGCAAUUUUAUUUCAAAUGCACUUAAGUCUUCAGCUUCUUACGUGGAUAAUGUCGCGUUUUAAUCGAUAAAUUAUGUCCAUUUUGUAUUUAUUUGUUUGAGGAAAUGAAUGUGUUGGGAAUCUGACCCGUUGUAUUGUCAAGGACAACACAGAAGUGUAAACCUGUCAUGUCAUAUUAUAAUUUUUUAUCUCCCCAUUUUUACUACAGUAUUUUUUUGAAGUCUCAACAACGGCGUUAUAAGAAAAGUUGGAUGGACACGUGGUAUAGACUAUAGGCUAUAGACUGGAAAUGGUUUUAUUCUGCAGAUAAGGUAAACAAACACAACCGUCAAAGCUGUCGCUCUCUAAAGUCCACAUGCGUCACACCUUCUUCUCGAAGUCCAUUACAGACCUUGUAAUAUUCCCACUGAACACUGAGAAUAACCAAGGGAGUCAACCAGAGAAUCUGUCUCUAUCGGUGCCUUUUCUCUGUUUUAUCCUUAUACCCCUGGUGCUUAAUACACCAAGUGUGCCUUGUGAUGAUACACAGUGUGGGUGUAUGUACAUUUCACUCCAGAUCAUUCCUUGUACCCAAUCAAGUGAGUGUUUGCAAUGUGCCAGAAAAUAGGAUGCAAAUGCCAAUUGAAAAACUGCCUACAUGCAGACAUUUUUGGAUAAAUCAACCUACAUUUUAGUACAUACGUUGAAGUUGAAAACCCAGUGAAAUUGAUUCAAUUGUAAUAUUGUUUAAAUAAGUCCAAUUCACGAAUCACCUUUUUUUUUGCUGCUAGAUGAUGUGGAACAAUUAACAUAUAUAUUUAACAGUAUAUGCAAACUGGGUCUAAGGAUAUUCAGGUUUCGGCACUGUCGCGCUGUCUGUGAAUUGCCUCUGAAAACUUGAUAGCUCAAAUCUGCCCUAAAACAAAUAAAUUAAUAUAAAAAUAACUGUAAUAUGGAGUUACUUAAGAAGUGCAUAUUAUACAAAGGGUAUUAUUACUAAAAGGUCAAACCUUAAUCCAUACUGAUAAUAAAUGACAAUAAUGGUGACGGAUAGGUUACUGACAAAUUGAAUGACAAACCAACAUCCGAUGAAAUUGCACAAAAGCCUGUAUUCAAUCGACCUCUUCAUAGGUUUGGCUCCCACACUCUGAUGAACAGUUUUACACCAUUAAAACUUUAAUGGUUUAUUCAAACAUUACGCUAACACAACGUAAUAUGAUUGACGUAUCAGUGCGGUUUUGGGGGGUUGAACCAUGAGGCAGGGGGGAUUGAGUGCAGGCCAACCGGUCAAGCCUGUGUGUAAGAGGCAGGCUGACUGGUGGAAGCAGGGAGGAAGCUAUGAUGGCGUCUGAGAUCUGGGCCUUUUCAUCAGCUCAUAUUGGCAAAGCUGUUGAACGGUCUCAAAAUAGCAAAUACACUAUCAAAUGAGUACGUCAAUUGGGGUCUAGAGAUUUACAGUGCCUUCCGAAAGUAUUCACAAACUGAAUUUAAAAUGAAUUAAGUUGAGAGGUUGCGUCAGUGAUGUAGACAACACCCCAUAAUGUCGAGGUGGAAUUGUUUUUAGAAAUGUUUACAAAUUAAAAAUGAAAAGCUUAAGUCUUGAGUCAGUAAGUAUUCAACCCUUUUGCCUAGUAAUAAUAAGCUUAACAAGUCACAUAAGUUGCAUGGACUAUGUGUGCAAUAGUAGUGUUUAACAUGAUUUUUAAAUGACUACCCCAUCUCUCUACCCCACACAUACAAUUAUCUUUAAGGUCCCUCAGUCGAGCAGUGAAUUUCAAGCACAGAUUCAACCACACAGACCAUGGAGGUUUUCCUAUGUUUCACAAAGAAAGGCACCUAUUGGUAGAUGGGUAAAAAAAACAGACAUUGAAUAUCACUUUGAGCAUGGUGCAGUAAUUAAUUGUACACAUUUGAUGGUGUAUCAAUACACCCAGUCACUACAAAGAUACAGGCCCCCUUCUUAAAUCAGUUAUGAGAAGAAGGAAACCGCUCAGUGAUUUCACCAUGAGGCUAAUGGUGAUUUUACAACAGUUACAGAGUUUAAUGGCUGUGAUAGGAACUAACUGACAAUGGAUCAACAACAUUGUAUUACUAACAUAAAUGACAGAGUGGAAAGAAGGAAGCCUGUAGGAAAAAACUAUUCCAAAACAUACAUCCUGUUUGCAAUAAGGCAGGCGCUGAAGUAAUAGUGCAAAAAAUGUGGCAAAGAAAUACACGUUUUUUCCUGAAUACAAAGCAUUAUGUUUGAGGCAAAUCUAACCUAACACAUCACUGUGUACCACUCUUCAUAUUUUGAAGAAUGAUGUUGGCUGCAUCAUGUUAUGGAUAUGCUUGUCAUCGGCAAGAACGAGGGAGUUUUGUAGGAUAAAAAUAAAUGGAAUACAGCUAAGCAUAGACAAAAUCUGAGAGGAAAACCUGGUUUAGCCUGCUUUCCAUCAGACACUGGGAGACAAAUUCACCUUUCAGCAGGACAAUAACCUAAAACACAAGGCCAAAUAUACACUGUUGCUUACCAAGAUGACAUUGAAUGUUCCUGACUGGCCUAGUUCAAUUUUUGACUUAAAUCGGCUUGAAAAUCUAUGGCAAGACUUGAAAAUGGCUGUCUAACAAUGAUCAACGACCAUCUUUUUAUUUAUUUAUUUAAACCCUGUAAGUUGACUGAGAACACGUAGGGGAGAGAAGGGAGAUGAAUGACAGCACACUACACAGGGCAAUGUCCCCAAUCACUGCCUUGUGUUAUUGGGAUAUUUUUUUUUGGGGGGGGGGACAAGAGGACAGAGUCCUACACCACUUCCAGCAGCAUCUGGUGUCCUAUCUAGCGACUGACCCGGACCAACCUUUCUUAGCUUUUGAGGCAAGCCAGCGGUGGGAUGCAGGGUGGUAUGCUGCUGGGGGGGGGGGGUUGAAUACUUAUCUAUUCAAGAUAUAUUACUCUUUUAUUUCCCAUUAAUAAAUAAAAAAUAUUCCACUUUGACAUUACAGAGUAUUUUGUGUAGGUCAUUGACAAUCUUUUUUUCAAUUAAAUCCAUUUAAUCCCACUUUAUAACACAACAAAAUCUGGGAAAUGUAAAAGGGUUUGAAUACGUUCUGAAGGCACUGUAUACAGUAUAUUCUAUUUAGAUUUUCCUCUGGACACUUUACAGUGCAUUAGAAAGCAUUUUACAACAGCUCUCAACGAUACAGUUCUUAAGCUCUUAAUACAGUAAGAUUUACAAUAUUUUGUCAAUCUGGUAAAGAAGCCUUAUUUUCUUUACAUCUGUUUGAUUGUUGCUUCAUUUGAAAAGAGAGACUACAGCACAAAUCUUAUUUUGCACUGAAUGAUUUUUUUUAAGUCAAAAGCAUUCUUCAUCUCCUCUGCUGCAGUCAGAUUGGCAGAACCUCAGACGAUGAAAUGAAACAUAUGAUCUAAGCUGCAUACGUCUUAAACGGACCACUGUGGAGUGGACAGAGAAUUCUAGGGUCCAUUUUGGAUGAGAAAUUGCCAGAGUGUGAAUGCAUUUACCAGAAAUGUUCCACUUGAGAAUAAAAAAAAAAUGUUUUACUGUAAAGCUUCUUUAAAUGUUUUGUUGUUGCAAAGAAAAUAGUAUUUACUUGUGGCUUCUUGAAAUAUAUAUAUAUAAAUAUAUAUAUAAAAUAUAAAGCAGGAAUGUAUAUGAAAUGUCAGAAAUAGCAAGGAUUAUUCUAUAGGGCUAUUUGUAGGAAAGACAAAUAUCCAUCAUAGCAGCUUUAUAGCACCACUUUAGAAAAUGUCCUCUAUUUUUGAAUAUAUUUUAGGGCUUUAAACAAAAGACAGGACCUUUUCAGUGUUUAUAUGCAAGUGCAUUUUAUAUUAUGUGUCCUGUGAAUUGUAUAUUGUCUCCUAAGCUGAGGGCACUGGCUGAAGUGACGGCUUUGGCAUGCUCACAGCUUAACGUUUCAUGGCUAGUGUGCUAUUUUAGAAAAUACCAUGUAGUGUUGCUUUGUAUCAUUAAAGCAAAGAUUGUCAUGCUUGUUGUAAAUAGAAAACAUACUUUGAAAAGGCAAUAAAAAAAUGAUAUUGAAUAUUUUUUAAUUUUUUAUGACAAACA
This is a messenger RNA of Oncorhynchus masou masou (cherry salmon), 7907 nucleotides long. Its product is annotated as KH domain-containing RNA-binding protein QKI-like. The record is from RefSeq and is a predicted model, not a curated record. Gene Ontology annotation, cellular component: nucleus. Gene Ontology annotation, biological process: regulation of mRNA splicing, via spliceosome. Gene Ontology annotation, molecular function: mRNA binding. NCBI's taxonomy places the organism in Eukaryota, Metazoa, Chordata, Actinopteri, Salmoniformes, Salmonidae. The coding region runs from base 61 to 1086 and encodes 341 amino acids. The transcript is spliced from 7 exons.